AUGUUGAAUGAUGAUGAAUCUGCUACUGCCGAUAGGCUUUUAGCAGAAAACAUUGUAGUUGCCGCUGGGUUCAAGACUGAAUUCAUUAAGGAGAUUCGUCGUCAUGGAAGGAAGGGGACAGGCAGGCCACGAGUACUUAAAAUUCGUCUCGAAGAUAAGCAUAUGGCCAUGUCUGUUUUGCGUAACAAAGAUGUGCGCUCGAUCGUUCCCCCUGGAAGUUUUUUGCGAAAAGAUCUGACGAAAAGAGAAUUAUUGCUAGAUAAACAGCUGCGAAAAGAAUGUUAUACACGAAAUCAAAGUCUCAAUCUGAAAAAGUAUGCCGUCAGAAAUCUUCAAAUAGUGGAACUGAGGCAGUCUCGCCAAUAG
This is a messenger RNA of Dracunculus medinensis (Guinea worm), 366 nucleotides long. The record is from the annotation of a GenBank genome assembly. Lineage: Eukaryota; Metazoa; Nematoda; Chromadorea; Rhabditida; Dracunculidae.